AUGCCAUGGGACGACUUCCGGGAGCGUUACGUUGCGGCCCUCAUGGAGGAGGAGAGGGCCGAAAUGCUGCAGCAGCAAGACCAAGUGCCAGAUUGGUUCUUGACCAGCGAGGUCCGAAAGAAGGAUGCUCCAGAGACACUCGAUGGCCAGGUGGAGGCCCUGGUGGCACAGAAGAAGCAGCGGCUUGCCAUCGCCCGGUCAGCAGGACCCUUAGAGCCGCUCAUCCCGGGGAGCCUGCCAUGCGGUGAAGCUCUCUACGAAUCAGUAUACCGCCGGGUGCCGGGGUGCAGCCCAAUGGCUGAGCCUUCUUGCGGCCGAUGGCUGGUAGACGAGGUGGCCAGCCUGGAAGAGGUGGCUGCAAUGCGCAGCACAAUGCAGGAGGCCUUCGCAGGGCUGUACCACUCGGGGCCCUUGACCUCCCUGGCGCUCGGGGAAGCCUUCCCCGCGGGAGCGACUCAGGAGCUCAUGCAGCGUGCGAGGCAUGCAGUGUCCGAAGCUCUGGGUGGGCCAAAGCUGUUCUUCAGCGGCGCAAUGCUGACGCGGUUCCAGAUCCCGCAGGUUGAAGGCGACAUGCAGCGGAACUCCAGCGGUGAUGAGUUUGCUCCGCACGUUGACAAGGCAAACGUAGCCUCCUAUGACUGGAGCGCGCUGCUUUACUUCAGCACCGCUGGUGAGGACUUUCAAGGCGGGGAGCUGAUCUUUUUGGACGCGGAGGCGCAGCGCAUGCUGAAGCCGGUCAGGGGCCGGCUAGCCUUCUUCAGCUCUGGCCUGGAGAACUUGCAUCGCAUCGGUCCGAUGACUUGGGGCACACGGCUGGCCCUUGCCGUGUGGUUUACCUGCAGCGAAAGGCACGGGAGCGCCGUGCACGCCGCAGAUUAA
This is a messenger RNA of Effrenium voratum, 879 nucleotides long. Lineage: Eukaryota; Dinophyceae; Suessiales; Symbiodiniaceae. The record is from the annotation of a GenBank genome assembly.